Bicyclus anynana (squinting bush brown) is the source of this 2534-nucleotide messenger RNA. Its product is annotated as lipase 3. The coding region runs from base 437 to 2080 and encodes 547 amino acids. Gene Ontology annotation, biological process: lipid metabolic process. The transcript has a single exon. Lineage: Eukaryota; Metazoa; Arthropoda; Insecta; Lepidoptera; Nymphalidae. The record is from RefSeq and is a predicted model, not a curated record.
CCUCCGACCGUGGCUACGGCUGGGCAUUUUACCCAAGCACAAAAAAGUACGUACUUUGUUGUGCACCCUCUUUCGUCCGGGAGUUUGUGAUAGGGUCUUCGACUGGGCACUUAACGCAGACACAAUUAAUUGCACGCCGGCCGUCGGCCGGGGGCUGGACAGGGCCUCCGACGAUGGCUACGACUUUGCAUUUUACCCAAGCACAAAAAACGCGCACAUUAUUGUACACCGGCCUUCGGCCGGGGCUGUGAUUUUAUAAUUUUUAUAUAUAAAACAUACGAAAAUAUAAAUAGAAGGGGUGACGGCGUCGAAAAUGUACAUCGAUUUUCACGCGGACGAAGUCGCGGGCACCUGCUAGUAUAUUGAUAUAUAAGCUAAUUAAUACGUAAUGACUUAGUUAAUUUAUACCGUUUUUUCAUGAAUAAGAUCUUAUUUUAUGAAUCACAUCACCCUUGAACCUAAGCGGCGGGAUAAAUUAGUAUGUGACCCAAUAAUAGCCUCAGUCAGUUUAGUAGCGCGGACGUCGUCUGCCGUACGGACCAGUGCAGAUAUGAAGCUCUCAGUAAUUGUGUUUACAUUGUUUGUUUUAAUACAAUGCAGCGAAAGCCGAUACGUAGACUGGUUUCCUCAAAACAUAAUCGAAACAUUUACAAACAAGACAUCUCAAAUCAAGAACUAUGUGCGAUCAAAAGGGCGAAGCAUAAAACAGUUCUACGUUGAAAAUGUAAAAAACAGAAUCACCUCCUAUCUCGGCAUGGAUGAUAAGUCUGAAACGAUUCCUACUGACCAAGCGAGGAUAAAAAGGAAAUUCAAGGACUACGUAGAUAUAGCAGAAGCGACCGACCAAAAGGUAUUCGACGUUAUCGCUCCCGAAAAGUUAGAUUACAAUUGUAAUGAUGACGACCCAAGUAUCCAUAUGACUACGCCGCAGCUGAUAGCGUUGCAUGGAUACACGUCAGAGUCGCAUACAAUCGUCACAGAUGAUGGAUAUAUUUUAACCGUUCACAGGAUACCCUAUUCCAAAUAUACUACAAGCAGAGUCGUUCCCAGGAAAACUGUCUUGCUCCAUCACGGCCUUCUUGGCAGUUCAGCGGAUUGGAUUAUACCUGGACCAAUUAAAGGCCUCGCCUACAUUUUAUCUGAAGCUGGAUAUGACGUCUGGAUGGCUAACGUUCGAGGGAAUACAUACUCGAGGGCGCAUACAUCCUUGGACCCUGGUAGUUUUGCCUUUUGGAAUUUCACGUUCCACGAAGUCAGCCAGUACGAUUUGCCCGCUGUAAUCGAUUACAUCAUGGAUAACAAAGGGUGGGAUGUAAAAAUAAACUACAUCGGCCAUUCCAUGGGAACCACAGUAUUGUUUGCAAUGCUUUCCACGAAAACUCAUUACAACAAGGUCUUGAGAGCAGGAUUCGCGUUAGCGCCCGUCGCGUAUAUGACGGAUAUAAGAAGCCCGAUUCGUUUGCUUGCGAAGUACAGCAACAAUUUAGAAUAUUUGUUGAAAAUUCUCGGCGCUAAUGAGUUUUUACCUCAGAACUCUGUGCUAAGGUGGCUAUCUAAACACGCAUGUGAGAUAAAUCACUAUGAGGAAGCCAUUUGUGAGAAUUCUCUAUUCGUUUUGUGUGGACACGACGCACAGCAGUUUAAUCGAAGUCUGUUGCCGAUUAUAUUGAGCCACGUACCAGCAGGUGCGUCUACCAAAACUCUGGUACACUACGCGCAAGAGAUUAAAAACUCUGGGCGUUUUCAACGAUUCGAUUAUGGUCCCGAGGGGAAUUUAAGGCAGUAUGGUAAACGAGAGCCGCCAGAAUAUCCUCUACACGAAAUCACUUUGCCUAUCGCUCUGUUUGCUGCUGAGAAUGACUGGCUAGCGAGUGAUACCGAUGUCACAAACCUGUAUGUACAAUUAGCUAACCCAAUAGACCACUAUAUUGUGCCGUUAAAAGAAUUUAACCACAUCGACUUUCUGUGGGCGAUAGAUGCACGCAAACUUGUUUUCGAUAAACUCCUACAACUUUUGGAGGAAGGUGUCAGCAAGCCAUAUUUUGAUAAUGAUAUUGGACAUAAUAAUUUAAAUGACUAGACGUUAGGUACGUUAAAGUUUUUUAUAAAUUGUCUCAGUUAGUCUUGAAAAUAAAUGAUUAGGCAAUUUCGAAAAUGGCACAUGUCUGGAAAUUUAAAAUGUCCAAGAAUUAAAAAAAAACUAAUUAUUUUCCAAACCAGUGUAUAAUUAUUAUAUAGUUACAAAAAGUAAUUCUUGUCUUACAUUUUGGUGUUAUUUAGCCUUUGGAAAUUACUGAUUUAAAAUCUGAACUGCUGAAACUGAAAAUAAUUGUUUUUAAAUUAAUCUACUUAAAUAUUAUGUUAUUAAGUAGGUAGAUAUUUAAUAUUUUUGAAAAACUACCUAUUUGCAUAAUAUGACACGACGACAUAUGCCCUUUUCGAAAUUGCAUAUUCAAAUCGUUAUCUUAAAACUAUUUUUGGAUUUUGUGUUUUUAUAAUUUUCAGACUAUCAAAUAUCCAUUCGGUCAGGUUCA